AUGAAGAUUCUUUCCAUAGAUUUAGGAAGUUAUAAAACAGUAUUAGCAUCAUCAGACACAUCAGCCGGUGAAGUUAUUCUGAAUGAAACCGGAGGAAGAAGCACUAAAAUGGCAAUAGACUAUAGAAACAAAACAAGAAUAUUUGGAAACGUCAAUGUCUCCUGCAAAGACAGAGAGCAGGUAGCAGAAAGCAUAAGAAGUGAAAUAGAUGCUCUUGCAGAUGAGAUGAAAAAAAAGGGAACUGAAAAGGUAAAUAUACCGCGCAAGUCCCAUGUAUACGCGCUCUUAAACCAUGUAAUUACACACUAUGCAACUACAAAGGGGGUUUCUAUAAACCAGCUAGAAAUAGAGAUAAUAGUGCCAGAAACAUACACACAGCUGCAUAAGAAUAUUCUUAUUAAAAUACUUGAACUGAUCAACCCAAAGAUGGAAGUGCAGUGCAUUUCAGACUCAGUUGCACUAUGCGCCUACUAUGCAAGUAAAAGACCAUCAGAGGAAACAACCCCCGUGGUAUUUGUUGAUGUAGGGCACAGUAAGUCCACCCUCACUGCUGCAUAUAUAAAAAAUGAAGAAAUAACCAUCGUAAAGAAGGCCACACUAAAUGUAGGAGGACAGACAAUAACAAAGCAUCUUAUAAAAAAGAUAUACAACGGAGUUGACAAAAGCACACCGGAGCUUUUUACCCAGGAAGAGUUCACCAUACGAAACUUAAAGAAGAUAGAGUGGAUAAAGGCCGCUAUAUUAGGACUUACUUCUGUUACCACCCAGGUGGAUGUAUCAUACGAUCGGUCAAUUGACGUAACUAUAAGAAAAGAUGAUAUAGAAGAGGUGGCAGGGGCCUUUGCAGAGCUAGGGCCUAGAGUACAGGAUAUGAUAAAUACUCUUAAUAGCACAAGCAGUGAACAGGAGGUGAAUAUAGAAAUGACUGGAGGAUCAUCCAAAAUAUUCUUUAUUGAAGAAACCAUACGAAAUAUUAUUGGAAAAAAGCCUAAUGUGCAUUUAAAUGCCGAUGAAUCAGUAGCUCUAGGAGGUGUAUACAGAAGGCUUAUGGAGAGCCCAUUCCACCGAUUUAGAUAUGACCCUGUGAUCAGAGACACUAUUUCUUAUUCCUACAAUAUAGUAAUACUGAACAAUGGCGCUGCGCCGAGAACUAUAAUGGUAUUUAAGGAGGGGGCAUCAUUUGUAAAAGACAAGAAGCUGAAGAUAGUUGGAAAGAAGCAUGAUUCAUCGAUAGUUUUAGAGCAAUGCCCAAGGAAAACUGUACAGAUUACAAAAAUAACAGAGACCAGCCAAAUUAUUCUUGUAUCUGGAAACUGCCCGGUGUACUUAUUAAAGCUCAAAGAACCAGCAGCUGCAGAGCCAUCAGAGGAUGAUAAGGAGGCGCCCAAGAAGCCCAAAAACACAGACAUUCAGAGAACAGUUAAAAUGAUUAUGUCUUUAACAUCGGACGGCGGUGUUGAAAUAUCCUCAGAGGAUAUAGAAAUGGUCAACAUGGUUGACACGCUGAACACUGCCUCUUUAAAGAAUGCAGAGGACACUUAUUUAAGCAAAGAACGUGCUAUAAGAGAGAUAGAGGCCAAGAUUAAUACAAUACAGGCGGGUAUAUACAAUGCAAUUGAACUUUUAUCUGACAGCUUGGCAUGCCUUCCAUCUGCAGAAAAAGUAACAGAAAGCCUUUGGGAGUACUCACAGACUAUUGAGACCAUGGCAUCAACUGCAAAAAGUAUGCAAGAGGUAAUUGCUUUUGAAGAAGGACUUGACAAAGGCAUUUCUUUAGAAGGUGAGUGGGCAGAGCACAUAAGAAAACACAUUGCAAUUCAAAUGGAGAAGUAUAGUGUUGAGUUAAGGCCACUUCCAUAUCCAGGAAUCAUUAAUCUUUACAAUGUAAACGCCCGAAUACAGUCUGAAACACUUAAGGAGUUAGAAAGAAAGGAACGGCAGAGGCAGUAUGAGGAAGAGCGGAAAAAGCGCGAGGAAGAAAGGCAGCGACGGAUUGUAGAGCAGGCAAAGAUGGCAGAGCAGGAAGCACAAGCUGAUGCAAACGAGCAAAAGGUCCAAGAAGAAAACCAACAGCCAGGCAAGUAGCAAAUAGAAG
Molecule: messenger RNA, 2095 nt
Organism: Nematocida parisii ERTm1
Lineage: Eukaryota; Fungi; Microsporidia
Exons: 1
Coding region: 1-2085 (694 amino acids)
Biological process (GO): protein folding
Cellular component (GO): cytosol; nucleus
Molecular function (GO): ATP-dependent protein folding chaperone; ATP binding
Source: RefSeq, a predicted model, not a curated record